GGCUCCGCCCCCGUAGCCCCGCCCUCCCUGUGUUUUUAGACUGCCUACCAGCGCAGCCCGAGCCGCUCAGUGCCGGUCAGCGGGCGCCGAGAAAUGGACCAAAUGGACCAGUUUUGACAAGAUGUAGUGCGACUGCACUUCCGGUUGGACAUGUUCAGUCAUGGCAUCCGAAAUCUGUAAGACGAUCUCUGUGGCCAGGCUUGAAAAGCACAAGAAUUUGUUCUUAAAUUACCGGAAUCUGCACCAUUUUCCACUGGAGUUACUGAAGGAUGAGGGGCUGCAGCACCUGGAGAGGCUCUAUAUGAAAAGGAACUCCCUUACAACCUUGCCAGAAAACCUUGCUCAGAAGCUUCCAAACCUUGUGGAACUGUACCUUCACUCAAAUAACAUAGUUGUGGUUCCAGAAGCCAUCGGGUCCCUUGUGAAACUCCAGUGUCUGGAUCUCAGUGACAAUGCCUUAGAGAUCGUUUGCCCAGAAAUUGGUCGCCUGAGAGCGUUGCGUCAUCUUCGAUUAGCUAAUAACCAGCUACAAUUCCUACCUCCAGAGGUUGGCGAUUUGAAGGAGCUGCAGACACUAGACAUUUCUAGCAAUCGCUUGCUAGCUUUACCCGAGAGGCUUCACCUGUGCCUUUCUCUGCAGUACCUCACUGUGGACCGCAAUCGGCUAUGCUGUGUGCCGCGCCAUCUCUGCCAGCUGCCCAGCCUCAAUGAGCUCUCCAUGGCUGGAAACCGUCUUGCAUCUUUGCCCAUUGAUUUAGGUCGCUCCCGAGAACUGCAGUACGUGUAUGUGGAUAACAACAUCCAGCUGAAGGGCCUGCCCUCGUACCUCUACAACAAAGUCAUCGGCUGCAACGGCUGUGGCAUCCCCAUCCAAUUGUCAGAGGUGAGGCUGCUGACAUUUUCAUCUGGGCAGCUGACUGUCUUCCUCCCAGCAGAGGUGAAGACAAUAGGCACAGAGAGUGAUCAUGUCCUGCCUCUGCAAGAACUGACCAUGCGGAGUCUCUACCGCACCUACCACGGGCUUUGGAAAGAUCUGAACUUUUUGUCUCCAAUCUCAUUACCCAGAAGUCUCCUGGAGCUGCUGCACUGCCCCCUGGGGCACUGUCACCGGUGUAGUGAGCCCAUGUUUACCUUCGUCUAUCCUAAGCUCUUCCCCUUGAGAGAGACGCCGAUGGCAGGCCUGCACCAGAGGAGGACAAGUAUUGGCUUUGUGGCUUACUGCUGCUCCACCCAGUGUCUGCGGACUUUUAACCUGCUGUGUUGAUAAACACUCAAGAGCCUUAGGAGCACUGCCAGCUCAGCCACUGCAACUGCCUUCCAUCGCCAGUGUGUGCGGCUGGGCCAGGAGAGACAGACCCUUCCAUCCUGCCUGCCCUGUCCUGAGGAGGGCUGUGCUGAACUCUGGGAAUGUCCUGAUUGGGCUUCACAACUAAAAGGCCUUCGCUUUUCCCUCAAGUUGGAAUACAUCCUCCCCCAAAUUAAGGACAUGUUGUCUUCUGUGUUUUUCUUUGUAUGUGAGUGUGUCUCAUAUAUAAACUCAGUCAAAUGAGCUUCCCCACAUCUAAUUUAAACCGAGCUGCAGUUCCCUGAAGAACUCUUAAUUUGAUAAUAGAACCAAAUUAACUGUUGGAUGACAUACGUUUGGUGAUGAUCCUGUCUUUCCCCAGAGGAUGAUUUCCCCUGGAGAUUAUUCUUAGGAGCUUCUCCAUUGGAAACUUGUCACUUUCUAGAGUCUCUGCAACGCCUGUGGCCUCAGCAGCCAGCAUAGCAGGGCAGGGUGCCCGGGCUGGAGCAGUUAGGCUCCUGCAGAGGCACAGCUGGCUCCAGAGCACACGCCCUCUGGAGACUUCCUGUCUUAUUUCUAAGUUUUGCAACCUAUGAAGACGUUUUUUUGAGAGGAAUUUAAAAACAAAGAUGUAGACACAAAUUAAAUAUACUUUUGUUCUAAACUACUACAGAAAAAGACGUUUUGAAUUUUUUUUUUUUUUUUGCUAAGAUUUUCCUCUAAUUGGGACGUUUGAGGCAUCUGAUCCUGUGCUGUGGAUGGGGCUUAGUGGUAUUUACCUGGUACAUGAAAUUGCCUUCAUUUUCCUCUGACUUCUCCCCAGAGAAACAGAAGGAAUGAACGGGUCUACAUUCCACCUUUGCAAAAAUCCCAUGAGCUUUCCCUUGCCAGAGAGAUGAGCUCUCUGGGGAGACAGCUGAUUGGCUCUUCCUCUGAAAGGAUGCCGCCGUAAUCUGCUUUACUUUCAGGUGUUGGUUGGGCUGCUUUGGGGGGUAGAAGUUCUCUGUUUACUGGUAUGAUUUAUGUAAGACAAGACUGAAAGGGAAAUCAAGAAGGCUUGCUUGGUGGAAAAGCUAUUUCCCAAAACUUUGGUUGGUGACAUUUUGUUAGCCAGCCUGACUGUAAUUCUAGGCUCUAACAGUGCCAAAAAUCCUACAUAGUUACUGACAAGUGUGUGAUCUCUUUGCAGUCACACCACCUGCUGCCUGAAAAGCAGACUCUUCCAAGUAAUGGCAGAGGCAGAAAGCGGCCAUGCAUGCCAUGUGUGGCCACUGUCCCUACUUCCUCCCGUCCCUUUCACAACUUGCUCUGUUCAGCCUUAAUAUUUCAAAGGCCUACAGUAUAAUAGGAGCUGAGCAUCUGGAUCAAAUGUACCUCUUCUUUCAUCCUUCAGAAUAAUGGGAGUUUCAGCACAACCCCGACAUGUAUAUAAGCUGAAGGCAGGAAAAUGUGGCCUGACACUUCACAUACGUGCUUGACUUAAAUGAACGACAGGGAAACACAGGGCUGCAUCUGUGUUUUGCCCUCGACCAUCUUAUGUCUUAAGUGAAGCUAUGAAAUGUCACCCUGAUACUCAGGAAUUCUCAUUGAGAGAAGGUGUGGGAUACUUUUGUUCUAACUUGUUUAAAUUCUUAAUAAAGGUGUUUACACUCCA
Messenger RNA from Mus caroli (Ryukyu mouse), 2939 nucleotides. RefSeq names its product leucine rich repeat containing 28 (gene Lrrc28). Gene Ontology annotation, cellular component: cytoplasm. Gene Ontology annotation, molecular function: protein binding. The record is from RefSeq and is a predicted model, not a curated record. Lineage: Eukaryota; Metazoa; Chordata; Mammalia; Rodentia; Muridae.